AUGCACUCACCCAUCCUCCCAGCAGCAGCAGCAGCCCUCCUGCUCUCCCUCCUCGCGCCUGCCGCCCGCGCACACAUGAUCUUCAACACGCCCUCGACCUGGGGUCUCGCCACGCAAGGCGGUGACCUCGAAAAACCGCUCAACGCCGCCUUCGGCCCUAGCUGGCCGCACCACGGCGCAAAAAAGGACACCGAGGAGGUUGUAACCUUCACGCCGGGCAGCAACCCAUCGUUCCCUAUCACGUGCGGCGAGGCCGCGGGGGAGCCCGGGAAGGCGGCGGGCGUGUGUAAAACUGAAGCCGAUUUCCACGGCGGCGGCGGCUGCGCAUUAUCGAUUGCGUAUAACGCGGGGGGAACGCCCAAGCCGGAGGACUUUGUGGUCUUCUCCGUCACCCACGACUGCCCGACGUUCAACAAGUUCAAUCACAACUUUGCCGUGCCCGCGAACCUGCCAGCGUGCGAGAGCUGCGUGUGUGCGUGGCACUGGGUCCCGGAUCCAGAUUUUGCUGCGGACGAGUCGUACAUGAACACGUUCAACUGCGCGGUGGGCGGUACAACGAAGGGCAAGAUCACGGGCGGGAAGACGCCGAAUUACUUUGGUGUGAGCGGGUACGAGGGCGGCGGGGAGCGGCCCAUGUACAAGAGCACAUUCCCGGCGGGGGCACAGAAGCUGACGGUGGGCGCGGCGGGGAAGAGGUGGGUUGCUUAG
Molecule: messenger RNA, 708 nt
Organism: Morchella importuna
Lineage: Eukaryota; Fungi; Ascomycota; Pezizomycetes; Pezizales; Morchellaceae
Exons: 3
Coding region: 1-708 (235 amino acids)
Source: RefSeq, a predicted model, not a curated record